Molecule: messenger RNA, 1868 nt
Organism: Cadophora gregata
Lineage: Eukaryota; Fungi; Ascomycota; Leotiomycetes; Helotiales; Ploettnerulaceae
Exons: 7
Coding region: 786-1868 (360 amino acids)
Molecular function (GO): FAD binding; D-amino-acid oxidase activity
Source: RefSeq, a predicted model, not a curated record
GUCUAUAUAGCUACAGUGGUAGGCAUAUGAUCUCUUUCCCGAAUGGUCACUUUUACAUCGGGGCCUCGGGCAUUCUGUCUCACGGACGUGUCUUGCCUUCGAGUACAUCUUUGAGUUUACUCCAUUCUAGCCCUCCAAGAGAGACUUAACUUUCCAUCCCAACUUCAAAGUGUUCUCUUGCCAACCUAGGUUGCUCUUUGGGAGAUAAUUUGGACGUGUUUGAUCUCCUUGGUCGACAGACAGUUUCUUUCUACAUUAUGUCGCCUUGAUCCUUUCAAAGUCACAGGGAUCCACGUGACACUCACGAAACCCGCAAAGUGCUUUAGGGCUGACAGCAAAUAAUUUCCAUUUGAAUGUUUGCAACGUUUAGAGGCUCAGUCUGGUACCGUAACAGUUGUAUGACCCCGCCAAUGUUCUCCCACCAGCUCAAAACAUGCCAGUUGUCCACCACGAAUCGAUGCUCCAUGAUUCCUCUCUUGCUGUCAAUUCGGUAUUCGCAUUCUAUCCACGGCUUAUCCGGCACGGCGAAAUAUUGACUAAACUUGACGGAUGUGUCCCCAAGCCUAAUUUAGGAAUGAUCUCGUAGCCAAGUUCUUCGAUCCUGGGCUCGACAAUCCUCUUUACUUUACUAGGUCCACACAACUGGUUAUGGGGAUUUUUACUUCAUCCAUUAUCUUUCUAGGCUAAUUCAAAAGCAUUCACUGUCCAGUCGUCGUCAUUCCCAGGAUAGGCGGCUUCUUGCUUAAAGGGUUUUCCAACCAUCCCAUACUUUCGUAAGUCUCACGAUGGCGAACAUUGUGGUUGUCGGGGCUGGAGUUUCUGGCUUGACUACUGCACUACUACUUUCCAAGGAUGGCCACAGUGUAACCAUCGCUGCCAAACACAUGCCUGGUGACUACGAUAUCGAAUACACUUCUCCGUGGGCUGGUGCAAACUAUAUGCCCCACGCCCAUAAGGUAGCCAAUGAAGCAGAAGUCCAGUGGGAACGUGACUCUUGGCCAGAACUGAAAAGACUUGCAACAGAGGUGCCAGAAGCCGGCAUUCAUUUUCAAGAGUGUAUAAAUUACCACAGAAAGAAGGACGAUGACACCGCAAGUGGAAAAUGGUCCAAAGAGCUUGCCAAGGUGGACUCGUGGUUCAACACUGUUGCUCCUAAUUUCAGAGUACUCUCAACAUCUGAGCUCCCGAAAACAGUGGACUCCGGAACCGCUUUUACGUCUGUGUGUAUCAACACUAUGAUUUAUCUGCCUUAUCUGGUCGGCCAGUGUGUAAAGAAUGGCAGCACGUUAAAGCGCGCAAAUUUGAAGCACAUCUCAGAUGCUGCCAAGCUUCAUCAUUCGGGGAAGAAAGCAGAUGUCGUUGUCAACUGUACAGGGCUUCUCGCUUCAAAAUUGGGCGGUGUCAUGGACAAAAGCAUUGUGCCAGCUCGUGGACAAGUUGUUGUGGUGAGAAAUGAUCCAGGGUUCAUGAUGGGAAUUUCAGGAACGGAUGACGCAGACGAUGAGCUCUCAUACAUGAUGACACGGGCUGCAGGAGGCGGAACUGUCCUUGGAGGAACGUAUCAGCUCGGGAAUUGGGAAUCUCAGCCUGAUCCUUCGACUGCAACUAGGAUUAUGAAGAGAGCUGUCGAGCUAUGCCCUGCCUUGACUGGGGGAAGAGGAAUCGAGGCUCUGGACAUCAUUCGGCACGGUGUUGGCUUGAGACCAACCAGGAUCUCAGGAGUGAGGAUCGAGCAGGAGAAAAUUGGUGAUACGUGGGUUGUGCAUAACUAUGGUCAUGGUGGUUGGGGAUAUCAGUCGUCCUAUGGCUGUUCUGCAGGUGCAAAGGAACUUGUUGAACAAGUGUUGAAGCCAGCAGCGAAACUGUAA